UGGUGGCGCGAUGAGGCUGCUGCUAAUGUCGCUAGCGCUGCUCCUCGGCGCCGCGGCAGAUCCGCGCCUGGGCAGCACGCCGCGCCCGCGCCACUGGCAACGCGGCGCGCGCACGCUCUCUGACCGCGCCAACACACAGUUUGUGGGUCCCCACGUGUGUCGCUCACGCAACAGCACGCAUUGCUGCCCCGGGUGGACGUCGAGGCCCAACUCCUUACUUUGUGUAGUUCCUCUAUGCCGGCCCGACUGCGGGUCGCCGGGCUCUUGCGUGGCGCCCAACAUGUGCCGGUGUCCGGGCGGGGUGGAGGCGCCCACUUGCGGAGGAGGUGGACUUUACCCUUACCCUGCUCGGACGAGGGGCGGAUGUAGAAGAAUUUGUAUGAAUGGCGGCACUUGCACAAAUGGUACCUGCUCCUGUGCCCCUGGCUGGAGUGGAGAGUUUUGCACUGAACCAAUUUGCCGCGAGCCGUGUCUGCACGGCGGAAGAUGUAUAGCGCCCGACAGAUGCGUAUGCUUCCAUGGUCUUUCUGGUACACGCUGUGAAAUCGACAGACGGACAGGGCCUUGCUACACUGAUACAAGAGGAGCAUUAUGUACGGGAGCGUUAGAAGGAGUGGUUUGCACCAAGCAGCUAUGUUGUGCCACGGUGGGAGUGGCAUGGGGGCACCCUUGCGAACGAUGCGGUGACCUGGACUGUCCCACUGGCCAUUUGAGGAAUUUGGCUACCAAGGAGUGCCAGGAUAUAGAUGAAUGUGCUGCCGUACCAGGCCUUUGCGAAGGAGGAAGAUGUAUCAACUCCAUCGGGUCUUUUUCUUGCGAAUGCCCACCGGGUCAGAGGAGGCAUAGGGUCAGCAAUAAUUGUGAAGACAUCGACGAGUGUGAGGACCCUGAUAUUUGUCCAAACGGAAAAUGUGUGAACACAGAAGGCGAUUACUAUUGUCUCUGCAACCCUCACUUUAUUCCGAGCCCUGAUAAGAAGUUUUGUAUAGAUGGCCGUGUGGGUAGUUGCUUCACAUAUUUGGGAGAUACAGGCGAAUGUGCAGACAGACUGCCGAUGCCACUUUCAAAUAGAGAUUGCUGUUGCGGUUAUAACAUGGGAAGAGCUUGGGGUGAUCUGUGCACUCCUUGCCCCCCUAGAGGCUCAACUGAAUGGACUCAUCUGUGUGGAGGUGGUAUAAUUCCACCAGACUGGAAACGGAACGAUACUAGCGGCGGUGGCAUCGGUGGCGAUGGAGGUGGAGGAGGAAGAGAGCCAGCACACAUUGCCAAAAUUAACGAAUGUAUGCUGAGGAACGGCAUCUGUGGACUUGGGAACUGCGUUGAUAAGGAUAUUGGAUAUCAGUGUCAAUGUUGGAAUGGCGCAGAGCUGAUAGAACAAGACGGCAACCCAACAUGCAUAGACAUCGACGAGUGUGCGCUGCAGUACUGCAGGGGUGGCCAGUGUAUUAACAACCCUGGCAGUUUCGAGUGUAGAUGCCCGCCCGGCUUCGACCCCGUGGAGAACGGCCUACGAUGCAGCGACACGAACGAGUGUGAAAUGACCAAUGGGGGCAUGUGUCCCAAUGGAGUCUGCACCAACAUGGAUGGCAGUUACGAGUGUUCAUGCAACCCGGGCUACGAGCAGACAGAGACCGGCCACGCGUGCCGCGACGUGGACGAGUGUGCGGACAACCCGCGCGUGUGUCGCCGCGGACGCUGCCGCAACACGCCCGGGGGCUACGAGUGCGUGUGCGAGCCUGGCUUCGCGCGCAUCCCGGCCGGCUACUGCGCUGAUGUCGACGAGUGCGCCGAUAAAAGCCUCUGUCAGGGUGGUCGCUGCGUUAACGGCGAAGGUUCUUUCCAAUGCGUCUGCGAGGCUGGUUACCGUCCUACGCCAGACCGGAGCGCUUGUAUCGACGUCGACGAGUGUUCAGAGCUCAAGAUCUGCCGCAAUGGAAAAUGCCACAACACUCCGGGGUCCUUCCGAUGUGAAUGUCUCGCUGGGUUCACGCUUAGUAAUGACGGAAGAACUUGUCUUGACGAAGUUCAGGAUUUGUGUUACGAAAAAUUUGAAGAAGGGCAAUGCACUGGGCCCGGCACCACGCCUGUUACCAAGUCUCAAUGUUGCUGCAGUGCCAGCAAAGGUUUACAUCUAGGCUGGGGAGUAUCUUGCAAGCCCUGUCCCGCAAAAGGCAGCAAAGACUACGAGAUCCUUUGCCCCGAAGGCGCAAGCAAAGAUAAUGGAGGCGCAGACAUCAACGAAUGUACCAUGAUCCCGGGUAUAUGCCCCCAUGGUACUUGCGAGAACCUCGAGCCGGGGUACAAGUGUAUUUGCGACCCUGGGUACCAUCAAGACCAUGAUGGCAUAUGCAGGGAUAUCGAUGAAUGCGACAUGCAUCAGUCGUACUGCACGGGCGGGCAGUGCCGCAACUCGAUGGGCAGCUUCUCGUGCGUGUGCCCGCCCGGCACGCGCUACGAGCCGGACGAGCAGCUCUGCCGCGACAUUGACGAAUGCGAGGGUGAGCUAGUUUUCCUCGUCACGGAUUAUGACCGCGGGGACAUCCCCCCCAUGUUCCCCGUCGCCACAGAACAAUCGAACCCUUGCGACAAUGGCCGCUGCAUCAACACGCACGGCAGUUACGAAUGCGAAUGCGAACAUGGUUUUGUGUUGGACACUACUGGACAGCAUUGUCUUGAUAACCGACGAGGGUCGUGUUGGCGAAGAGUGGUAGACGGCCAGUGCGAAGCGGCGGCGCCAAAGCCUCUGCUCAGGCAAGAGUGCUGCUGCAGUGUUGGUUUGGCGUGGGGCUCCCCGUGCGAACCCUGCGAACCUGAUGACUGCCCUUGCCCUAAGGGAUUCGCAAAGCUGGAUGGAGCAACAUGUCGUGACAUAGACGAGUGCAUGUUGGAUCCAGAGCUCUGUAUCGGAGGCCAGUGCGUCAACACAGACGGGUCUUAUCGCUGCGAAUGUCCACCGGGGUUAACUCUUGAUGCAUCUGGUAACCGCUGUGUAGACACUCGUCGCGAGUAUUGCUACACGGACUACGUGGGAGGUCGUUGCUCGAAUCCUCUGCAAGUGGUUGUUUACAAGGCCAUCUGCUGCUGCUCCUCGCUCGGCAAGGCGUGGGGCGACAGCCGCUGUGAACCCUGCCCUAAGAAAGGAACGGAUUCCUACCGGGAUCUCUGCAUUUCUGACGGCGAGUACCCUUCAACGAUCUGGGACCGGCCUGGACCGGGUGGCCCCAACAGAACAGACAUCUGGAGCCACACAGGCGGCGGGGAUGGCACGGGGGAUGGAUGGGACAUUGAUGGUGGGAACUGGGGGAACGGGACUGACAGCUGGGGGCCUGGCGGCGGCACGGGGGUCAUACCGGGACAGAUGGAUGUUAAUGAGUGCGCAGCCUUCCCUGGUCUCUGCGGACAUGGACGGUGUAGGAACAUGCUUGGGGCGUUUACCUGCGAUUGCUUCCCUGGGUAUGAAAAGGAUUCCAAGAACCACACCUGCGUGGACGUGAACGAAUGCGAAAUAGUUGACGACGUGUGCGGGUCGGGCGAGUGUCGCAACACGGAGGGCAGUUUCACCUGCCACUGCCACCCGGGGUACAUCACGGAUGAACUGUCUAAAGUGUGUGUUGAUGUCAACGAGUGUCUUGAGAAUCGCGCACUAUGUCGUGGCGGACGUUGCGUGAACACACCAGGCUCCUUCCGUUGUGAGUGUGCGCCUGGCAUGGAGUUAGCACCAGAUCGUCUUUCCUGUAAGGACAUCGACGAAUGUUCCAUCACUUCAGGUAUCUGCAGCAACGGUGCGUGCGAGAACCAAAUGGGCACAUACCAGUGCGUAUGUGACGAGGGUUACGCGCAGUCUACGGUCAAGUCCCACUGCGACGACAUCGACGAGUGCACGGAGGACCCAACUCGCUGCCAACACGACUGUGUCAACUCUCCUGGCUCCUACCAUUGUACUUGCAGGGACGGCUGGCAUCUUCGUGCAGACGGGCGAACAUGUCGUGACAUAGAUGAAUGCAGCGGUGGAGCGAGGAUCUGUGGCGGUGGGGUAUGCAGGAAUACUCCUGGGUCAUACAUCUGCACCUGCGGGGAGGGCCUGCUGCCAUCGCCUGAUGAUACCAAACCCACCUGCUUGGAUAUCGACGAGUGUUCUGAUAUACCAGAUCUGUGCGGUGCUGGGGAAUGCCGCAACACCAUCGGCAGCUUUGUCUGCCGCUGUCCCGACGGCUACAGCGUGAAGCCGGAGCAAGGUCCUGCCUGUACUGAUGACGAUGAGUGCGAGCUGGGCACGUGUGACUGUCACCCCUCUGCCGACUGCAUCAACUUGCCAGGUUCCUUCCAAUGCCGCUGCCGUGACGGCUGGAGGGGCGACGGCACGGAGUGUGAGGACGUGGACGAGUGCCUCACCAACAACGGAGGAUGCCACCCGAGGGCCAACUGCACCAAUACCGACGGAUCAUUUAUGUGCUUGUGCGACACUGGGUACAAGGGAGAUGGGUAUUCCUGUGUGGACAUCGACGAGUGUGCCAACGACCCAACGUUAUGUGAGAACGGACACUGCACCAACAUGCCCGGUGGAUAUGAAUGCGACUGUGACGUUGGAUUCACUAAAUCUGAUGAUGGGAAAUCUUGUCCUGAUAUGGACGAGUGUGCAACGUUCGACAACGUCUGCGUGUUCGGUCGAUGCGAAAACACCUACGGCAUGUUCAAGUGUAUUUGCGACAAAGGCUACCAGUCUGACAGCAUCGAUGAUCUGAUGCCGGGCUUUAAUUGCACGGACGUGGACGAGUGCAAGUCGCCGCAGUCGUGCCAGUACGGGCAGUGCAUCAACACACAGGGCUCCUACAUUUGUCGCUGUCCGCCCAACUAUGAGCUGGUAUCUGAUGGCACCGCAUGUUACGAUUCCAGAAAGGCGCGCUGUUACGGCAAAGUUGACUUGCGCUCAGGAACUGAACAGUGCCACGACAGUGACCAGAUAUCUGAAGACGGCACAAUGGCUGCCUGUUGCUGUUCUGUGGGUGCUGCGUGGGGUAAUUAUUGCGACCUGUGCCCGGAGCCUGGCUCUGAAGCUUACAGACAACUGUGUCCUGGUGGACCUGGUUACCAACCGGUUUUGGAACCCCCAUCAUAUGUGGUAACACUAGCAGACAUCGACGAGUGCGCUCAACAUCCAGAGCUUUGCGAAGAUGGCACGUGCACGAACACUUUCGGCUCAUUCGUGUGCACGUGCGGAGACGGACGGCAGCUGACGGCCGACGAGCAGCGCUGCGAGGACAUCGACGAGUGCGCGCGGCCGGAAAUAUGUGGUCCCGGCGUGUGCAGGAACAUGCCCGGCUCCUAUGUGUGUCUGUGCCCUGAGGGAUACGUGGCCAUGCCUAAUGGGAAGGAGUGCGUAGACGUUCGUCAAAGGCAAUGUUACAUGGACUGGGACCCAGACACGGGACGUUGUUCUGCAGCGGUGGGAGUCCCCCAAACUAAGUACCUUUGCUGCUGUUCAGUUGGUAAGGCCUGGGGCGCGCCUUGCGAAGCCUGCCCAGACAAAGGGUCCCAGGAACACAUGGCGCUGUGUGGAGAGAAGCCGGGAGAGUAUAUAAACCCGAUGACCAAUGAGACGAAGCCGAUUAACGAGUGUGACAUCAUGCCGCAGCUAUGCAAGCCUGGUACUUGCCACGACACACCAACUGGGUUUCAGUGCGGUUGUGAUCAUGGUUACGAGCAUGACAACACCUCUCACCUCUGCCGCGACAUCGACGAAUGCGCAUCACGGCAAACCCCAUGUCGUGGACUGGCGCAGUGCGUGAACCUCCCCGGAACGUAUGAGUGCAAGUGUCCAGCUGGCUACCGACUCACUUCCGCGCUAGAUGAGUGUGAAGACGUGGACGAGUGUGCCGACGAGAGGCUGUGCGAACAUGGAGAGUGCAGGAAUACUAUUGGAUCUUAUCGUUGCGAGUGUAUGCCGGGCUACAUGCUUCGAGACAACGUGUGUCGUGACGUGGACGAGUGCAACAGGCCGCGCCCGCUGUGCCGCAACGGCACGUGCGAGAACCUCCCCGGCACGUAUGCGUGCCAUUGCGACGAGGGUUUCAAGUCCGGCGCGAAUAAUGAUUGUAUUGACAUCAACGAGUGCCGCGAAGGAGGCAUGGUGUGCCGCAACGGGCGCUGUCGCAACACGGCCGGCUCGUUCCGCUGCGAGUGCGCCCCGGGGUACACGCUCACGGGGGACGGACGAAACUGUCGCGACGUGGACGAGUGCACCGAGCUGCCGUCGCCUUGUGGACGAGAUGGAUCGCCUUCUUGCACCAAUACUAAUGGCGGGUAUGAAUGCUCGUGUGGCAUCGGCUGGCGGUUGAUGGGCAAGCGCUGCGUGGAUCGGGACGAGUGCAGGGAGCAGCAGUACGUCUGCGCUGGUGGGGAGUGCCACAACUUUAAUGGAGGCUAUCGCUGCGAUUGUCCCCCUGGUUGGCGAUUCGACAAGGCAGCUGCAGUGUGCGUGGACGAGCGGAAAGAACUAUGUUAUGACGAGUGGAACGCUGGGAGAUGUCACAAGGCACGACCUUUGCAGCUGGGAAGACCUGAGUGCUGCUGUUCUGAAGGACAGGCCUGGGGAAGAUAUUGUGAACGAUGCCCCCCACCCGACUCUCCAGAGUUCCUCCGCAUCUGUCAAGGAGGGAUGGGCCGACCGAACCUCACCCAAGAUCUCGACGAAUGUAAAGUCCGCCCUGACGUGUGCAAGGGAGGCCACUGCAUCAACACCGACGGGUCGUUCCGCUGUGACUGUGCCCCGGGAUACAUACUGGAUGAGACGGGCUUGGCGUGCGUGGAUGCGGAUGAGUGUGCUACGGACCCCAGGAUAUGUGGCAAUGGGACAUGUACUAAUACCCCCGGUGGAUACGAGUGUAGAUGUAAUUAUGGCUUCACGCAGGGGACUGAACAGACGUGUGUGGACAUAGACGAAUGUGCGGAGGGUCGAGCGGCGUGCUCGUUCCGUUGCCACAACACUGCGGGCUCCUUCCGCUGUACCUGCCCCUUCGGGUACCGCCUCGCGCCCGACGGCGUCCACUGCCGCGACGUCGACGAGUGCGCCGCUGACCCAGCCGUGUGUCCGCAUGCGUGCGAAAACGUUGUCGGCUCCUACAUCUGCAAGUGUCCUGAAGGCUACAAAAGAACCUCAGCUCCCCACGAUGCGCUCGAUGCCUGCGAAGACAUUGAUGAAUGUGCGGAACACUCCGACCGCUGCUCUCCCGGGGUCUGCAUCAACACAGAUGGUGGCUAUACGUGUGACUGUGACGCGGGAUAUGAGCCCAGUGAGGACGGACAGUCUUGCAUCGAUCGCCGGACGGGAAUGUGUCACAGAUCCCUUGUGUCAGGGAGAUGCGUACCGGAACCUUGGCCGAGGUCACUUGCAUCGACACCCACUCCACCUACACAAGUUACCAAAGCACAAUGUUGCUGCACUCUCGGCGUAGCGUGGGGUCCUGAGUGCGAACUGUGUCCUCUGCCAGGGACCCCUGAACGCAUGGACCUCUGCUCCCGUCCUAACCUCAUCUCGGAUAACAUGGGCGGGGGUCAUGGCGGUACUGGCGGUGGUGGGGCUGGAGGUGGUGGAGGUAUAGGAGGUGGAGACGGAUUGAUCCCGGACAUAUUCGGCGAUAUAGAUGAAUGUGCUGCUAUGCCGGGGCUUUGUGCGCCGGGACGGUGUAUUAAUACCAUUGGCAGUUUCCGUUGCGUCUGCGGUCGCGGCUUCAAGCCGGCGGGCGACAUCUGCGCCGACAUCGACGAGUGCAACGCGCGCCGCAGCCCGUGCGAGCAUCUCUGCAAGAACACCGAGGGCUCGUACGAGUGUCUGUGCAGGACUGGAUAUGAGGUGGAUGAAGAUGGCGCCAACUGCAGAGACGUCGACGAGUGUGAGCGCGGCACGCACACAUGCCAGCAAACGUGUACGAACACGGAGGGAUCCUUUGAGUGCUCCUGCCAAGAGGGCUACGAGAAACGCGGGGAUGCUUGUGUUGAUAUCAACGAAUGCCACGAGGAAGGCCUAUGUCCGACUCCUGGAAAGUGUGUGAAUCUGCUGGGCUCAUACCGCUGCGUAUGUCCGCGAGGCUUCCGGCUCGACAUCACGGGCACGCGCUGCCUUGACCGCGAUGAGUGUGAAGACGGCCGCUGCCAGGCGCCCUGCAGGAACUACGCCGGGGGAUACAGAUGCGACUGUCCUCAAGGUACAACGAGGUCCUCUAGUGGUGUGUGCGUGCCGAUGGACGUGUGCGCGGGCGGGCCGUGCGGCGGCUCGCCCUGCUUCCCGGUGGGCGGCGCCUACCGCUGCGGCUGUCCCGCUGGCUACGGCUGGGACGCUGGGCAUGCUGUGUGUUUGCAGCUGGCUGGUGGUUGUGCAACAGCAAACUGCCUCUUCGGCUGUACAUCCUUCGGCGACACAUUCCAAUGCGGUUGUCCAACUGGCUACCAACUUGUCGGCGCCGGGCAUUGUCUGACGGCGCUGGACGGAGCGUUACCCCCGGACGAUAUCGGAGACGCCCCUGUGUUCCCGGUCCGCGACCAGUACAAGAUUGGUGGCAAGAACGAGCUGAUAUCUACAGAAGGAUGCUUCAGUUGCAAGAUAAAUGGACGAAGACGCAGGGCCCCUGAAGAAGGAAUAGUGUACGCAAACGGAACUACUCUAGUCAGACGACGCAGGCGACGUAGUAGACGUCGUCGAUCAAUCUUAGAACCAGAAGCAGAACUAAUAGUUGUCACAGCAACUCCCAGACAGACGUGGGGGCGAGCACCUUUACUCCGUCUCGUGCCAUCGGAAGGCGAUGGGCGACCACACUAUAGAAUAGCUUAUGGGGACCCAGAUAGAAACUUUAUACUGUCCAAGCGAGACGGUACAUGGGCCUUAAGGCUUAGGAAACACUUAAAAUCUAAGGAGGUCUUAGAAAAGCAGUUGGAAUUAGAGGCAAGGUUUGUUGUCCCAGCAGUUGGGAAGAGGAAUAGAAGGCAUGUCAACUUAGAUAUACCGGCUCCGUUAAGGUUGUAUGUGUCUGUGCAUAUAGCUCCGCCCAAACGUUGAUAUACGAAGAUGUAGUGAGACCAACCUAUUGCGGUGAAUGUGAACAAAAUAUUCGAUCUGAUACUGUUAUUUAAUCGAUAUUUAAUUAAAUAUCGAUUUUUAAUCUGUACCCUUAGUACGACUUUGCACAUUUCGACAACGUCGAUAGAUUUCGAGUAUCGAAAAGUAUUUCGACAAACAAUGAACAUUAAUAGAUUUUCCUUGCUGUUAGUGGACAAACUUGAACCUUAAAAAGGUAUCUAGUUAAAGUCUGUUUUAGUUCGACGUUUUAGUGUUUUUUUACAAUUUGACAUUUAUCACAGUCGUCGAGACAUGCAAAUUUGUACUAAGCCUAGUGAUAAUGAUAUCGCCUUCGAAUCGAUAUCAAAAUUCAGAGUCGAAUUGUUUAUUCAGUUUGAUAACGUGAUAAACCAAUAUUAGUAACAAAUUCAGUAUCGGUACCUAUCUAAUAUUAUGAUAUUGGUGUCCAAUUUGAACCAAUGUUCGGACCCGUAAAUAUAGAAAUGUGUAGAUUUUUUUUCCACACGUGUUUUUAAAAUGAUGAAUACAUAUUUUAUACAUUUUACGAGGUUUGGACGUCGGAACAGCAUCUGAUACAGAUAACAAUUAGUAUUGGAUGUGGAAUACGUUAUUUUAUUAGUGUUAAGGAUGAAAAAUACUUGGCAUAGAGUGUAUGUAAUUGUAAAUAGAAUGCAAAGAUCAUGUUUUAUUAAAACACUGCCAUAAUAAAAUGAAAGUCAAUUUGUAAGUCACUGCCAUUCGUUUGCAUAAUAUUAUGUUAAUUAUUAUUAUUUAACUUUAUUAAGUUUCUUGGUAGGUUCGUCUCACUACUUAUUGUAUGUUGGAUUUUAAUGUGACGAAAUGGCGAAUGGUUACUAUUCGAUAUGCGACUGUAAUAUUGAUUACGGAAUUUUUCAGUAAUUAUGGUGAGCAACGUUGUUUUUUGGUGGUCCUGUGCACUAUUGGUUAAAAUUCACACUUUUAGCCUACCUACAGUUUGACUGUUUAAUUUAAAACUUUUUAGGCGCGUUGAAUAAUUUUGUGAUGGGUAAAACUUCAAGAUCGCGUCAUCGACCUGUUGUAUGGUGCUCGGAGUUUCGAUAGAUGUAAAAUCUGUACUAAGGAUGUUAAUGGGUUUAGUUUAAAAAAAUAAUGAAAUUUAAAUUUUUGAUACUAC
Molecule: messenger RNA, 10226 nt
Organism: Maniola jurtina (meadow brown)
Lineage: Eukaryota; Metazoa; Arthropoda; Insecta; Lepidoptera; Nymphalidae
Product: fibrillin-2-like
Exons: 52
Coding region: 11-9049 (3012 amino acids)
Molecular function (GO): calcium ion binding
Source: RefSeq, a predicted model, not a curated record